Cryptotermes secundus is the source of this 345-nucleotide messenger RNA. RefSeq names its product protein GVQW3-like. The transcript has a single exon. The annotation marks the transcript as partial. The record is from RefSeq and is a predicted model, not a curated record. NCBI's taxonomy places the organism in Eukaryota, Metazoa, Arthropoda, Insecta, Blattodea, Kalotermitidae.
AUGCAGCGAACGAUUGAACAGAGGUACGCCAUCAAGUUUUGUGUUGGACUGGGGAAAUCGGGUACGGAGACGUUGGGCAUGAUUCGCCAAGUGUUCAAGGAUGAAAGCAUGUCACAAACUGCAGUUUUCAAGUGGCACAAGCUCUUCAAAUGUGGCCGAGAGUGUGUGGAGGAUGAGGCCCGCGGUGGACGGCCGUCGACGUCAAGAACCGACGACAACGUGCAACGUGUGCGUGACGUACUCAAUUCAGACCGUCGGUUAAGUGUGCGCAUGAUUGCAAAUCGCGUUGUCAUUGAUAAGAUGACGGUGCACACCAUUAUCACUGAAGAUUUGGCGAUGCUUAAG